Messenger RNA from Apis dorsata (giant honeybee), 1236 nucleotides. RefSeq names its product phospholipase B1, membrane-associated-like. Gene Ontology annotation, molecular function: glycerophospholipase activity. Gene Ontology annotation, biological process: phospholipid metabolic process. NCBI's taxonomy places the organism in Eukaryota, Metazoa, Arthropoda, Insecta, Hymenoptera, Apidae. The transcript has 7 exons. The record is from RefSeq and is a predicted model, not a curated record. The coding region runs from base 1 to 1227 and encodes 408 amino acids.
AUGAUGAAUAAAUUAAUGUGGUUGUGCUUUUUAUUACAAUUGUGGUGUAUAAUAUGUGCGUCUCAAAAAACAGAUUUAGACUCAUCUAUAAAUUUAGAAAUACUUCAUAUAUUUCGUAAUUGGAUUACACGCAGUAUCGGUAUGAAUGAAAGAUUUGUAGCGCAGUUUGAAGGAAAAACUCAAGAAGAAAUUUCAGCAGACAUUCCAUUUCCUUGUAAUUUGACAGACAGUAGAUCUUCUAUUGUUCCUAAUUCAGUUCAUCAUUUGAGACCAGGAGACAUAGAUGUUAUUGCUGCGAUGGGUGAUUCUUUGACAGCUGGCGUUGGAAUUUUUGCAACUAAUUUAAUAGAAUUAUCUAUUGAAAAUAGAGGCGCAUCAUUUAGUAUUGGUGGUGAAGGAACUUGGCGAACAUAUUUAACACUUCCGAAUAUCUUCAAAGAAUUCAAUCCCAAAUUAAUAGGCUAUGCACUUAAAGAUGGUCAAACUUCUGAAUUAUUUGCAUCGCAAUUAAACGUUGCUGAGAUUGGUGCAAUAUCUAGAGAUAUACCAUUCAUGGCAAAAUAUUUAAUCAUUAGAAUGAGACAUGAUACAAGAAUAGAUAUUAACAAACAUUGGAAGUUCAUUUCAUUGAUGAUAGGAGCCAAUGACUUUUGUAUUAAUAUAUGUGCAGUUUCUUCUCCAUGGUCCAUUUUAGAAAAGCACAGAAUCGAUUUAAUUAAUACUUUUCGAAUAUUAAGAGAUAAUUUACCACGUACUUUGGUAUCCCUUAUAAUAAUGCCGAAUUUGAAGGAGAGUAUUCUUGCCUCUGAAAAAGGAAAUUCAUUGAAAUGCUAUAUAAUGUCCAUUUUACAAUGUCCAUGCUUACAUGCUUUACAAUUCCGAAAUCAGAGAAAGGAAUAUUUUGAAAUAAUGAAGAGAUGGCAAAAAAUAGAAGAAGAAGUUGCCAAUUAUUCAGAAUUUAACAGAAAUGACUUUACUGUUAUUGUUUCACCAGGCAUUAGUAAUUCUAAGAUUCCGCUUACUAAGAAUGGAUUUAUUGAUUUAUCUUAUCUUUCUGCAGAUUGUUUCCACAUAAGUCAAAAAAGUAAUGCAUUAAGUGCAAAUAGUUUAUGGAAUAAUCUGUUACAACCAAUUGGUAACAAGACUACUUUUUGGACUUCAUUAUUUAAAUCAUUUUUAUGUCCUACUUCCAAAAGGCCAUAUUUGAUUACACGUGAAAAUUCAUAAGAAAAUAAA